Petromyzon marinus (sea lamprey) is the source of this 7009-nucleotide messenger RNA. The record is from RefSeq and is a predicted model, not a curated record. NCBI's taxonomy places the organism in Eukaryota, Metazoa, Chordata, Hyperoartia, Petromyzontiformes, Petromyzontidae.
UUAGUAAUAUUUUCAAUUGGUAUUUUUUUAUCAAUCAUUUGAAUUGUUUGUUCGUGAAUUAAGUGAAAUACUUUAUUGACAAAGUGUCUCCCAUGCUUUUUGCAGUUCCAGUGUCAAGUUACAUAAUUUUAAAUAUCACUAGCAAGACUACCACGACCAUGACAGUCUCAAGAACGACUUAUCUCCCAGACUUCUUCUACUGGGCCUACUUGAGAGAGACUGCGAGUGGAAACUUGGUUACAACAUUCCAGAUUUACUCAAACGAUACAACAUUUACUGGACUGGUUCCUGGAAGGUACUACUCCGUGUCUGUGGAGGCUUACAAUGGGUCCAUCUCAUAUUGGUCAGAUGUCAUGGACAGAACUCUUCCUCCACAAGUCAAUGUUACCGUCAUCGUCAACAGUCCUACAGCCAUGACAGUCUCAUGGGUGGCUCCGACUUCAGACGUUGACUAUUACGUUGUCUACUUAAAUGAAACCUACAAUGCAACAGCAGUGAAGAGCUUCAUUUUGCCUUCCUACGUUACAACACAAGCAUUUACUGAUCUGGUCCCUGGUAGAAGUUAUAACGCUUCUGUAACAGUAUAUAGUGGCAUUAACUCCCAACCGUCAGUCAUUGUCACGAAGAUAACCUACAUGUCAAUUCGGCUGGCUGGGAGUAACACCGCAUGUCAGGGCCGGGUGGAGGUGUUCCACAAUGGCGGGUGGGGCACGGUUUGUGACGACUUUUGGAGUUCGCAGGAUGCCCAGGUCGUGUGUCAUCAACUGGGUUGUGGCCUCAAUGGCGUUGCCAUAUCAAAUGCUUACUUUGGAGAGGGCAGUGUCCCUAUCUUUCUCGACGAUGUUCAGUGCUCUGGUUAUGAGACUCAGCUCUCCGACUGUAGUCAUCGUCCCUGGGGGAUUCACAACUGCUUCCACUCUGAAGAUGCCUCAGUCAUCUGCUUGCAAGUGUCAAGUUACAUCGUUUUAACCAUCAUGAGGAAGACUACCACGACCAUGACAGUCUCAGGAACGACGUAUCUCCCAGACUCGUUCUCCUACUGGGCCUACUUGAGAGAGACUGCGAGUGGAAACUUGGUUACAACAUUCCAGAUUUACUCAAACGUGACAACAUUUACUGGCUUGGCUCCUGGAAGGAACUACUCUGUGUCUGUGCGGGCUUUCGAUGGGUCUGUCUCAUAUUGGUCAGAUGUGGUAAUGGACAGAACUUUGUCAAGUUACAUCGUUUUAACCAUCAUGAGGAAGACUACCACGACCAUGACAGUCUCAGGAACGACGUAUCUCCCAGACUCGUUCUCCUACUGGGCCUACUUGAGAGAGACUGCGAGUGGAAACUUGGUUACAACAUUCCAGAUUUACUCAAACGUGACAACAUUUACUGGCUUGGUUCCAGGAAGGAACUACUCUGUGUCUGUGUGGGCUUCCGAUGGGUCUGUCUCAUAUUGGUCAGAUGUGGUAAUGGACAGAACUUGUAAGUUCCGUUGUGGUCAACUGUUCAGACUAUAUUAAUAUUGACAGUAAUCUCUGUAUGCUACUAUAUAUCACAAGUGCAUCGCAUAUAUUACACGUUGUAUUACUUUAGUAUUCAAAGCGUUUCACCACCACAUGAUGCUGCCAUUGUUUCUAAUUGGUAUUUCUCAUCAUUUGCUUCAACCAUUGUAAAAUAACUAAAACAUGCCAUUAAAUGUCUUGCUUGCAUGUGGCCAUUUCAGUGUCAAGUGACAUCGUUUUAACCAUCACUAGCAAGACUACCACGACCAUUACAGUAUCAGGAACAACUUAUCUCCCAGACUCGUUCUCCUACUGGGCCUACUUGAGAGAGACUGUGAGUGGAAGCUUGGUUACAAGAUUCUCGAUUUACACAACCACGGCAACAUUUACUGGCCUGGUUCCUGGAAUGAACUACUCCAUGUCUGUGGAGGCUACCAAUGGGUCCUUCUCAAUUUGGUCAGAUGUGGUCAUGAGCAGAACUUGUAAGUACCUAUACAUCUGUUGAUCAGACUAUAUUAAUUUAUACAGUAAUGUGUGUAUGUUACUAUAUAUCAUAAGUGCAUUGCGUAUAAUACACAUUGCAUUACUUAAUUUGGUAUUGAAAACGUUUCACCACCAUGUAUUGCUCCCAUUGUCCCUGCAUUUAAAAUAGACAUACACUAUUCACAUUGGUCACGUUGACAGGCCAGCAUUCUCUUUUGCUAUAAGUAGGCCAAAAAAACGUGGAAGGAUGUGAUUUGGGCUGAUUUAUAGUAGGCAGACGUAAUCCUUUAACCUUAUAAUAAUUUGAUAUGUAUUUACACUGCUAAAGCGCCUUGCACCUGGAGGUCAGAAGGCGUUGUACAAAACACACACACACGUGCAGGCCCAACCCAAUACAAUCCAACCUCAAACUAAAAAGAUUCAAGAAAUAGAAAAUUUCCUUUAAAAAUAAGUGCCUCUUAAGGCACGAAUUGAAUAAAGCUAUGGAGUCAGCAUAGUGAACAUCCAUGGGAUGUGAACUCCACGGACCUGGGGGCCACGUGAGAUUAGGCCCAGUUAUCCAUCAUCAUAGAGAAGUGACCUCGGUAGACAACGAACACUAUUUUUAUUGUACCAGGUAAGGCCCACUGAGCUAUGUAGCUCUUUUCAGAAGCGGCCUGGCGAUCAUAAAUGAUAGCAAAAACGAAGUGGCGGCUUAUCAUCAUCUGAAACUUUAGCAGCCAAAUACUCUAAACGCAUUACUUUUAAAUCUGGAGAGAAAAACCAGAAGACCCGGAAACGAGGAGAAGAGGUGGUCUGGUAAGCACGCACACCGAGGGUAAUCGGGCUCAAUGUUGGCACGCCUGUAUUGCCAAUAGAGUCGACAAUUUUAGGCGCCAACCGUGUCUCACAUGCACGCACAUGCUCAAAACCGAGCCCCUGCAAUGUCAGUUUUUUGUGCCACUGUUUUGAAUUAAAUGGGUUUGAUUAAUGGUCAUUGGUAAUAUCAGCAGUGAGUUACAUCUUCACCAAUCCUGCAUCCCCUCCCCCCCAACUACCCCAUUCACCAACUUUUUUCCCCCAGAUCCAGCAUCUGUCAAAUACUUUUCUUGCUUCCCGUAUUCCACGGAGAAUAUUUCCUGCAGUUGGUCUCUCCCCGACGGUGUAUGGAGCAUGCUGCUUCUGCAAGUGAUCAAAGGCAGUGAUUGUUUGCAGGUCGUAGGCAUCUUCAAUGACGGUUUACCAGUCAUAACCAUAUAUCCUUCAAAUGAAAAAAUUAUGGAGCCUCCGGGAAAUGGAAGAACAAAUGUAACAUUUGCUAUGCUUGGACGUCUGAAGCCGAACACUGAAUACUUAGUCAAUAUCACCACCUUCUCAGGAGAUCUGCCCAGUCAAACUCUACAAGGAAAAGCACAGACCGACAUAAGCGCUCCUCCACCCGUUCUGGAGACGGUGAACAUCACGAUGGUGCAGAACCAGGUGACACCGAGCAGCCUAACCAUCUCCUUCAACUGCAGCUGGUUCCAGAACACAAACGGCGACCUCAAGUACUACACGGUCAUCGUCAAGCAGUCCGAGGGAACCAGCAGCGAGAGUCCAGAGAAGAGGUGGCCUCUGAGCACGUACUCGGAAUAUGCGCGUGGCAUUACAAACGUGUACCAGGUGGACGAUCGUGUCUACCCCUCCGAGUGCUCCAACCCCAAAUCCGUCGUCAGUGUCCAAAUUGGUACCGGCAGAACGAGUGGCAGCUUCUCCGAUGGCCCCUUGAAGCAAAACACUGCCUACAGGAUCAGUUUCCGCGUCUACACGUACCUCCCAAACGCACGCUCUGUCCGCGCCAUCUACACGGACACACGCUUCUCUCUACCACUCAUGACAGUGGGUGGCAUCGGGAGCUCGGGAAGCAUCAUUGGCCCUGUGGUGGGAGGUGUGCUGGGAGCGUUGGUGAUCAUUGCUGGAGGGGUCUUACUCUACGUACGCCGGGAGCGACUGAACUGUUUCAAGAGACCCGAUUCCAUACAGCAAACUAGCACAAGAAAAUGGGAUGAUCUCCCGGCUAUACCAAGUGGCAUGAAAAAUGAUGUUUGUGAUGCAAGUCAUAAGGCCUACAAUGAAUACGUGAAUUGUGACGACUGCAUUUAUGAAGAUCUGGAUAAUGGUAAACCCCAAGAGGACCACCACUCAGGUACACCGUCGAAGACAGAAGAUGAUGCCAAGACCAUGGCCAGUUCCGAUCCCACCUACCUCGCCCCCGACAAUAUAUACGUCAAUGUGAAAUAGCCAAUAAAGUCACUCUCCACCUCCUGUUCGAUAUCAAAAAACGGCUCCUCUACUGAGUUUCAAAACAUGAACCAGACCUUUCCUGUGCUGGGUUCACAUCAAAGUAAAUUUUACCUCGUACUGAAGGUUCAUUCAUUCGUACCAGGUACAAAUUUAUCAGGUGUGAUAUUGUUAUAAUGCCACCAGCGGGCAGACAUUGCACUUUUUCGAGAACAAAUAUUUCUCUUGCAAAAACUGCUCUGCCUUUUUGCAGCUGAGCUUAUAGAUCUGUGAUUGUAUAGGGUAUCUGUACUUGUCUAAGGUACCGAUGUUAAGUGUAAUGGUCUCAGUGGAAAUCUAUAGAUGUCCUCUUCGAAUGGUUGAAGUAGUUUAGCCAGAUUGUGUCAGAUGUAGUGGGUUGUACUGCUCUGAUGAUGCCUCCCUCCUUCGUAUUCGUGAAUUGGGCAUUGAGAUGUCAUACCUUCUGUGGUCUACUCUGGGUAACCACAUGGCACACUACCGGAGAGUUUUUAUUUUCAAAUGUGCUUUAAGUAACCGCAUUUGCCAUGGUUUGUGUGGAUUCGAUUUGGGGUUGUGCCCAUAAUUUUCGUGGACGAUUAAAACCAUGGAUCGUCUGCAUCGGGUCUUGAUUCUAACACAUUGGGCGAUAUAAAUAUAUAUGUAUUACUUACCUACAUAGUCUAUACGGGGGUGAAUAUAUAGAGCGUGUUAAUCUGUUGCUAUUCUUUGUUAAGAUUAUCGGUUUCAUGUCAGACUUAUUUGUGGCUACGUGGUGACGCCUGACUCAUGGACACAGGAUGUGAGGAUCAGUAAUAAUUAUAAAACUUGCCAGUAAUCGAUCAUUUUUCACAAUCACGAGAAAUUAUGAACCCAAAUCCUCUACAAAUUUUGCGUUCAAGUUAAUACAUUUCACCCAUUGGAUGUGUAAUGGUACUCUUUUAACAUCAAUGGUGUGCCAAGGUGGGAAGAUGUUAACUACCUUGCCUGGUAUACAGGAGGUCAUGGGUUCGAUCCCGACCCUGACGCCUGCUGUAUAUUUAGAGCUUGCGUGUUGUCUCCGAGGUCAUGUAGAUUUUUCUCCGAGUCCUCCGAUUUUGCCUUCCACAUUUAGAAUCGACAUCACACAUUUAGAGUAUUUGGCUGCUAUAAAUGUCCAAAUGAUAAGCCAUUACGUUGAGCUAUCAAUUGUGAUAACCAGAUCGCUUCUAAAAAAAUGUUAUAUAGCUCAGUGGGCCUUGUCUGGUAAAAUAAAAAAAUAAAAUAGUUUAGUUUAAGGAUCACCAUGUACUUUAUUUGUAUUUACCAUGUAAUCAAUAUGUAUCCACAAUAUAAUACAGCUGGAUUAAAGUUAAACUGUAGGUUUAGUUCUAUAAAAUGUUCAAGUAAAGGGAAGUAAAUUAAACACCUUGAUCUUAUACACGUGAAUUUUUACCAUUAAAAUUGUGACUUAAUGUCUACAUUUUAUACUUCUUUAUGACAGGUAUUUGUCUAUAAUCAGGAGUAUCUGCUUUCAUGUCUUCAUAAACUUUAUUGACACCCGCAUCAAUUUCCUUUUUUUCACAAAAAAAACACUUCCUCAUGAGACAUGCAAGGACGAAUUCUAGAGCUCAUUUUCUGUGAGUUUUAGCUGGUAUCAAAUUGUUGUUAAUCAGAAAAUUCACUCUAGGAGGCCGCUAUAAACAGUGCAUGAUACGCAGUUUGAUACCAUCUUAGAAAUCCAGGAAACCCUUUCCUCUACACAUUUUUUUAAUUAAAACAAUCUAUCGCGCAAAGUAUAUUUAAACACUCGACAAUGUUAAUCACAUUUACAUUCGCAAUACUUCCUGUUUAAUGAUUGGGUUUAUGUAGGGUGACAUGAGAUGAAAGGAGGGAGUGUCGUAUUACAUAAUCGGAAAAUCUAUACUACAGGAGCAAACCGAUAAGGUAUAAGGCUCUUUUUCACAGACGUCCAAUAGUGGGCGGGUAAGAAUGUUAAAACAAGCAAUACAAAACCACGAUAAGAGUGCAAAGUAUUAGGAAAAAAAAACUGUAAACCAAACUACAGUUUUCCCAUGUGCCUUUGAGUUUGCAGAUCGCAGAAUUUUUUAAAGCAGUCAUCUGUUAUUAUUUUACGAUUACCUCCAUGGAAUAAUCAGUGCUCGUUAUCCUUGAACUAAUUUCAAAUAAAGUGUAUAACCUACCGCAAAACUAUUGUAAGAAAAUUGUGUUUUUUAUAUAGUCCAUUUAGUGUAAAAAGCACUUGCUCAUACAAAACACACCGAUACAUCAAACACGUGCACGUGUAUACACGGUACAAUAUAAACGUGGUGAGUUGUGGACUAUGAUGAAGACUAUAAUUGGCUUUACAAUUUCUGGCAGUAAGACGGGUGUCAAAAUGUUCAAACACCAAAUAGACACAUGUUGCAAGGCAUCAAGUCGUGCAUUAACCACACAUACUUGUGGCAAAACAUACAAACAUGCUCUAAUAAUAACAUAUGCUUUUUCUUUGAGACGGUGAGGGAAGCCAGGAGGGGGAGAGCAGUGACUGAGUCCCAGAGCGGCCAGGAGCACCUUGGAGACCUACCUGGAAAAAAAAACUCUUGAACUUGGUAGAGCGCUACUGCUCACUUUUGACUGAUAAAAAGACUAUAAGGCUUUAGCUACACUCGAUUGCUGCACUUCUUUUCAGCCACUUGAGCAGUGGCGGGCCGUGUAUUUUACACCUUGGCCUUCAGUGCUAUCCUCCUGCAGUUGCAGUGAGGGAAAAAAAGUAUUUGAUCCCCUGCUGAUUUUGUACG